Messenger RNA from Cylicostephanus goldi, 348 nucleotides. NCBI's taxonomy places the organism in Eukaryota, Metazoa, Nematoda, Chromadorea, Rhabditida, Strongylidae. The record is from the annotation of a GenBank genome assembly.
AUGCGAGUACGACGCGAUAGACUAGAAAUCAAAGGAGUGGGAGAAUUCGACCCUGUGAUUUUGUGCAUGCGACUAAAAAUCAAUACGGAGGAUUGGCAAGGAUUACCAUUAGAAAACUGGAUAUCCGCCUUCAAGAACAAAAAGAAUCUACCAGGACUGGAAUCAGAAAGGGAAUCGGAAAAAGAGCCGCCGGAAAAAGAAUCUGCCGAGAAAGAAAUUGGAAAGGAAAAUGAGAAUGAAGCUGGAGGUUCGUACUCCCAAGCAGUAUGUGGACAAAAAAGUAGUACAGAUGAGGACGGCUUCGUAUUACGCAGGAUAAGAAUGGGAAGCAAUGAAGAUAAAUCAUAA